Molecule: messenger RNA, 6354 nt
Organism: Effrenium voratum
Lineage: Eukaryota; Dinophyceae; Suessiales; Symbiodiniaceae
Source: the annotation of a GenBank genome assembly
AUGGGUCUGGCUACGUAUUUUGCCACCGACAAAUCUGCACUCCCCUUCAGGAAGCGGCUCGCCGAGGAGACGCUGCAGAUCCUGCAGCAAGGUUGGUACAUCUCGGAGGGGGGCGAGCACGUGGACAUCUCGGAGCCUUUGGCCGAUGCCAUGGUCAGCUCCUUUGAGCUGCGGGAGGACCAGGCCAUGCCCCCGAGGUCCGGCGAGGCUUUGGCUCGGAUGGCCAUGGAGGUGACCGGCGAGACGUCCCUGGAGGCUUUGUACAGGUUGUCUUCCGAGGAUGCCAGCAACUUGGCGGUGCUGAAUUUCGCCAGCGCCAAGAACCCAGGCGGCGGGUUCCUGGGUGGCGCGCAGGCGCAGGAGGAGUCCCUGGCGAGGUCCUCCGGGCUCUUCCCCUGCCUGGAGCAGUUCAAGGACUCGCUGUAUGCUAGGAACCGCAAAGAUCCCAGAGGGUGCCUGUACUCGGAUGACAUGAUCUUCUCACCUCUAGUGCCCUUCUUCCGGGACGACGAGGGGGUCCUGGCGGAGCAGCCGCUGCUCUGCUCGGUCUGCACCUCCGCGGCGCCCAACGCCUCGCAGGCGCCCCACGGAGCCGCGCAGGCCGCCAUGCAGGGCCGGCUGCGGCGGGUGCUGCGGCUGCUGCGGAGCCAGAGCUGCCAAAGCCUGGUCUUGGGCGCCUGGGGCUGCGGGGUCUUCCGAAACGACCCAGCGGCGGUGGCCCAGAUCUUUCGCUCCGCGCUGGCGCUCCCAGAGUUUGCAGGGGUCUUCGGGCGGGUGACCUUCGCCAUCCCCGACGCUCAGAUGCAGGAGCAGUUCGCCAAGGUCCUGCAGCCCCUGGCAAAAGCUCCAGCAGCGGCUCCGGCAGCGGCGCCUCCGGCGGCGGAGACGGCGGAGACGGCGGAGACGGCGGAGGCGCCGGCUCCGGCGGCGGCUCCGACCGAUGCGGAAGAGGUGGGGGUGGAAGCGGAGGCUGACAGCGACGAGGAGCCCCGCGGGAAGGUCCACGUGAAGCUGGUCUCCUUCGGGUACACCAGGCCGGGCGGUCUGCCGGCGGCGGAUCUGGUGGUGGACUGCCGGCACAUUGCGAACCCGAUGAAGGGCCCCAAGCGCCAGCUCUCAGGCCUGGACGCGCGCCUGCGGAAGGAGGUCAUGAGCUGCCCAGGCUCGAAGGAGCUGCUUGCGCAGAUGCUGCACGACACCUUGACCAGAUGCAACGGCGAGAAAGACACCACUGUAGCUGUGGGUUGUGCCUGCGGGCAGCACAGGAGCGUGACCUUCUGCGAGGAGCUGGCCAAGGCGCUGAAAGGCCAGCGGACGCCCCAAGGCCGGCGCCUGGGCAUAGAGCUGGAGCACAGGGAGAGGGGCACCUGGAAUGCCGGGGGCAAAGGCCGGCGCUGGCAGCGAGGAGGCAGGGCGUCCCGCGGCGAGGGCGAGGGUGCUGAGGACUUGGACGACGCCAUGUGCGAAGCCUCGAUGCGAGCGGACCAUGAGAAGGUGGCAGCCCUUGCUGGGAAGCGGCUGGUGCUUGCUGCCGCGCGGGGGCUAAAUCAGUGGGACGCUCCCGUCUGGGGGUCUUCGGAGCAUGGCCAGCUGGGCAUCGGCAGCUUGCCCACCGAGGACAAGGCGGUGGCGCCUCGACUUCUGGAGGGUCUCCGAAGCUCGCCUCUGAGACAGGUGGCCUGCGGGGGCUACUUCUCUGCCGCCGUCUCGGAGACCGGGGAGCUCUAUACCUGGGGCUAUGGCAAAGAUGGCCAGCUGGGCCAUGGGGACGCCAAGGACGUGCACAUGCCCCGCUCGGUGCGGGGCUUGCAGUCCAAGGUGGUCCGCAGUGUGUCCUGUGGGGAGCACCACGUUGGCGCCGUGUCGGACCUUGGCGUUCUCUACACCUGGGGCCGAGGCCAGAACGGGCGCCUGGGCCACGGCGGGGAAGAGAACGAGCUCCUCCCAAAGGCUGUGGAGGUGCUGUCCGGCCACUCGGUGGGGCUGGUGGCCUGCGGGGAAUUCCACACGGGCUGCAUCUUGCAGAACGCCCCGCACGUCUACACCUGGGGUCUGGGCCUCUCUGGGCGCUUGGGCCACGGAGACGAGAGCGACAGGUUUUCUCCGACCUUCGUCGAGGCGCUCACAGGCAUGCAGGUGACGACCUUGGCGUGCGGAGGUCACCACACUGCAGCUGUGGACCAUUGGCAGGUGAUGACUUGGGGCGGAGGUGCCUUUGGCAAGUUGGGCCACGGGAAUCGCCUGGCGCAGACGGCGCCCAAGGUGGUCAUCGCCCUGCAAGGCCGGCGGGUGGUGCAAGUGUCCCUAGGGCCUCACCACUCGGCUGCCCUCACCCAGAAGGGUGAGGUCUUCACCUGGGGCCAGGCUGGGCGUUUGGGCCACGCUUCCCAAGGCGCGGAGGUGGAUGAGAUGCUGCCGCGGCAAGUGGCGGCACUGAGCCACCUGGCAGUGGCGCAGCUGGGCUGCGGCCACUCCCACUGCGUGGCGGUCACCGAGUCCGGGGACGUUUGGGCCUGGGGGAGCUCCAGGACCUUCGGCCACACCGAGCAGAGCGCCUACCCCAACGUGCCCACCAUGAUCAAGGUGCUCACUGGCAAGGCCAUCGUUUCCGUGGCCUGCGGUGUGACGCACAACAUCGCCCUGUCCGACUACCGGCGGCUGGCCUCCAAGGGCAGAAAAGACCGCCCGGAGGAUGAGCGGCCGCGGGACAAGAAGGAGCGGCAGCUGCCGACUGCCUCGCUGGACGAAGCCAUCCGCGCGCUGCCGCUGGACACGGAGGGGAGCCCGAAGGCCAACGCCUCUGAGAGGGAGGUGGCCUUUCUGUCCAGUGAGCUCAAGGGCUACCAGGAGCAGACGCUGCGCCUGGCUAAGCUCUUGCAGGAGACGAGGACCAAGCUGGAGACGCUCCAGAAUGAGAACUCCUUCUUGAAGAGUGAGCUGGAGGUGAUGCACCAGUGCUCCAACGACUCGGACGAGCGCCUGGACACGCUGCGCCGGCACUUCAACGAGCGCCUCCGAGAAAUGGAGCGGAGGUACAACGACAAAGAGCGCGCCUGGAGGGAGACGUUCACGCGCCUGAAGACGCACCUGGGGGUAGGGGGCGUGGAGCCGCCGGCGGAGGAGGAGUUGCAGCUGGAGGAGGAGGCAGACGCUGUAGAGCCCCCCCCAGUGCAAGAGGUCGCCGCCGCCGCUCCCGGACUCGCUGCGGCUGCGCGCCCGUCAGAGCCAGAGCCAGCAGUGCCAGGCCAGCCCCGCGCCUCCCGCGCGGGCCUGGGCUUCUUCACCGCGCCAUGCGACAUCCGCAAGGAAUUGGCGAGUGAGGGCCUCUACGCGGAGAUCUGGCUGCUGCCAGGGGACGGCGGCAGCGACAGCUCCAUGGCUUCCUCCCCGGUGCGCGAGGCCUUGCGCCGGCGCCGCGAGCAACAGGCCUCCCAGGCCAGCAACGCCUCCAGUGACUCCGGCAGCCCCCAGCACUCCGGCACCCGCAGCCCGGCGCCGCCCAGUGACAAGGACAAGGUGCAGCUGAGGAACGUGGCAAUGUCGUCUGCGUCAACCGCACUUCCAGUGGGCAACAAAGUCACAGUGAAGAACACCUUUAUCGAGGUGCCUGAGGACACACAGAUGGAGGAGGACCUCGCUGCGCGGUUCUCGCGCUCAGACCCCACGCCGGUCAUGGGCUUGCAGAGGCUUAUGCAGCAGGAGGACAGCUCCGGCGCAUCAGCGCGUCUGCCCAUCGGGCGGUGCUGGGUGGCGGGCGAUCGGCUGCCCAGGAUCUCAGGUUCUUGGCUGCCGUUGCCACCCACCAAGAUCUGGGCAGCUGCAGCAGCCUCCGCGGUUUUGCGCCGGGCCCGGCGCGGGCGUGGCAGUUCUGGCCAUGGCAGCUAUCGCGACGAGGACGAGGACUUAGAUUUGGAGGAGCUCGAGGAGGAGGUGGACGAGGAGAUGCAAAAGCUGCGGCAACGCUUGGAGCUGCAGCCGGCGCCCAAGCGCCUGCCCAGCACGAAGAACGUGCCCUUCAUCGGUCACAAGCGAGCUCCGACGGACGAGCAGCUCGAGGCCAUGAUUGAGCAGGAGGUGCCGGAGAACAGGAGAAACACUGGCCGCUUCGACCCUCACUAUGACAACCCCCUUACCAAGGGUGUGGAGAUCAUGACCAAAGCCGGGAAGCACCUGGAGCAUUUGGUCUGCUGCCGGGGCUGCGGGGUGCCACUGCAGACCCACGACCCCGACAAUGUGGGCUACGUUCGCUUCGCCAAGUACCUGGACAAGUGGGCGAGCCGCCUGCACCGCAAGUUGCUUUGCUCCCGCUGUCUGCAGCUGGAGAAGGGCAGCCUGGUUCCAGUGGUGAAGGAGACGCUUGCCGAGGGCCAGGUGGGCUUUGGCGGACAGGUGGUACCGGCGGAUGUUCUGGCGGCCCAACUGGCCACCAUCCGCAAGCGCCGGUGCCUGGUCGUGUAUGUGGUCGACGUGCUGGAUUUCAAUGGCUCGUUCAUCCGCAAGAUCCGGGAGAUCGUGGGCAAAAACCCGGUGAUCAUUGUCGGCACCAAGAUCGACCUGCUCCCGCCCAGAACCAACAUGGACUUGGUGAAGAACUGGCUACUCUACAUCCUGCGGAAGAAGAAGCUUAGGGCUUUGGAGGUGCAGCUGGUGAGCAACGAGACGGGCAAGGGCAUCAAUUACGCAGUCAACGCCAUCAUCGAGCAUCGCUCAGGCAUGGACGUGUUUGUGGUGGGCGCCGCCAACGCUGGGAAGAGCGCCUUCAUCCGGCGGCUCUUGGACCGCUUGGAGGUGAAGUUUCCGCAGGGCAAGGUGGAGAACUGCGAGCGGCCGCUGGUGUCCCGCACCCCCGGCACCACUCUGGGCCUGAUCCAGAUGCGCGCCUUCCGGCGCUCCGCGACCUCCCCGGUCUUCGCGGCCCUCUACGACACCCCAGGCGUGCAUCAGCCCAACAGCUUGCAGAACCUCCUGGACAUCGAGCGGUACAACUACGUGCAGCCGACCAGGAGCUUUGCGGUGCACACGGUGACGCCCGCCAAGGAUGUCCUAUCUGAGUUGAAGGCCAGCGGUGAGGCGGUGUCUCAGGAGAAUUUGCAGCAGUGGCUGGGGCGCUCUGUGCGGUACUUGUGGGGCUUCCCUGGGCAAGACCCCGUCCUGGCUGUGGAGGUCUUUGGGCCCAUCAGCGCCAUGCUGAAGCUCUCCUUCGUGGGGGUCCACAACCUGGUGGUCCGAUGCCAGGCCAACGUGCCGGGCGCCGCGGAGAAUGGCCGGGGCUACCCGGACCCCCCGGAGGACAUGGAACUGGCGCAGAUCUGCUACGUGAAAACGCCAGACAAGCUGAGCCUGGAUGGGAAGGUCAUGGCGGACCUAUCGCUAACAGGCUUCGGCUGGGUGGCAGUGUCCUUCGCGGCACUCAGUGCACAGGCGGCGGGCCGGCCGAUGGAUCGGUCCAAGGUCACCAUCCGCGUCUACGGGCCGCAGCGCCUGAAGGUGGUGGAGAACGAGUUCCCCGUGCCGGUGGCGGGGCUCCCGGGAACUGUGCCCGCGCCCCCGGAGGAGGAGCUCAUGGGCGAGGAUGAGUGGGAUGCUGACACCAUGGAUGAGCCGGCGAAGGUGCCUUCCCAGCCUUGGACGGACGGCCUGGGCUUCUCGGUGGGCAUGCUACACGCGGCCCCCGGCGGCCGCACAGGCACCGACAAGGACGAGGAGGCUGCCACAGAAGUGGCCGGCGCCAUGCGCAGGCCGAUGCUCAUCGACAAUGAGCGGCAGCUGGACGAGGCUCAGGAAGCCCAGAACCCAGCCGUUGAGGCGCAGGAAAGCGCGGCGCGGCGCUUCCCACGCUAUGCGCCGGACAGCGACCCCUUCGACCUGCCACUGGGGAACAUGGACCUGGACGAUGGGGAGCUGCCGAUGGACGACUUCGAGGAGGAGGAGCGUAGCGGCCCCAUGCCGGAACUGGCCUUCGGCACGUCAGGCGGCGACGCAACCAACCCAUUCGGAGAGGACUGGCAGGACCUUCCUGUGGAGUCCUCCUUCACACAGCAAAGGCGCCAGCCGCAGGCCGCGAAGCCGCCGCCGCGGCAGAGGGGCAAGGGGCACAUGUGGUAUGGCAUGACUCGAGAGGAGAUCAAGGAAGCGAAGGCCAAAGCAAAGAACGACAAAAGGCAAGGGCGGGAAGAAGGCAAGAGCACGUUUAUGCGGGCACUGGAGAAAGCCAACACCGUCAAGGUGAAGAGCGGCUCCAGACCAGGUUCUCCGAAGCCAGGUCGACCGGCUUCGGGUGCGAAGGGCGGUGCUUCAGGCGCUCUGAAGAGCAAGGGUGGCAACGUGGCGUUGAGAAGGCGGAUUGUGAGGUGA